AAAUCAAAUCUUAUCAUCAACUUUUUUCAUUCCUGUAUUCCAAAGAAAUCAAUAUGAUCAGUGCGAAGAAACUCAUCAAGAUGGCAAGGAAAUGGCAGAAGUUCGCAGCCAAGCAAAGGAAGAGAAUUUCUUUUCCAAGAUCCAAGUACAAUGAUGCAGAGAGUUGUAGCACAUCAUCUUCUAUAGUUGGCAAAGGGAAUUUUGUGGUAUAUACAACUGAUCAGAAGCGAUUUGUGGUUCCAUUGGCUUAUCUUCAACAAGAGGUAAUCAGACAACUAUUGCAUAUGUCUGAAGAAGAGCUUGGACUUCCAAGUGAUGGCCCUAUCACAUUACCAUGUGAUGCACAGUUCAUGAACAAUAUUAUAUUACUCAUCGAAAGAGGUGUAGCUGCAGAUGUACAAAAUGCUUUGCUUGUUUUUGUACCUUCCAGUCGAUGCUCAUCAGCUUCAUAUCUUCAAGAACAACAAACCCCGCAAUUGCUAGUUUGUUAAGCUAACUGUGAUAAGUUUUGUAGUGGAUACAUGAUACUCAACAAGUGUAGAGAAUGUUAACAUUUAUUAUACACCAUUUUCUUGACUCCAA
This is a messenger RNA of Solanum dulcamara, 582 nucleotides long. Its product is annotated as auxin-responsive protein SAUR68-like. The coding region runs from base 54 to 491 and encodes 145 amino acids. Lineage: Eukaryota; Viridiplantae; Streptophyta; Magnoliopsida; Solanales; Solanaceae. The record is from RefSeq and is a predicted model, not a curated record. The transcript has a single exon. Gene Ontology annotation, biological process: response to auxin.